AUGACGAGCAACAAGCUACGGGUUAUAGUCAUAGGCGGCGGCAUAGCAGGCCUCUCCGCCGCCGCCGUCCUUCGCCAAAAACACGACGUGAUAGUCUACGACCGCGAUGAUCCGACCUCAUCCUCCUCCUCCUCCGCCUCCGCCUCCGCCCGGGAACGCGGCGCCGGCAUCGGCCUCGGUCCGAACGGCACGAAGAUGCUCAAAAAGGCCUUUCAAUUCAGCCCCGAAAACGUGAAGGCUACAAUCUGCGCCGGCUCGAGGACGUACGACAAGCAAGGGAACCUACUACGGGAGAUGACCGGCGUAUCGGAGCCGUUUGGGAGCGAGUGGCUGCUGAUGCACCGCGGCGACUUGCGGGACGAGUUGUUGCGGCUUGCGACGGGGGACGCGGCCAAGUUGGGGAUUUCUGGACCGCCGGCUAGGGUUUUGGAGGGGGUUCAGGUUAUUGGUGUUGAUGUUGAGGAGGGGAAGGUGAAGUUGAAGGAUGGGGAGGAGGUUACGGCGGAUGUGAUUGUUGGCGCAGAUGGCAUCCACUCCCUCGUCCGACAACCUGUCAUCGGCGGGCCAUCUCACAUGGUAUCACCGGGUGCCUCACUCUACCGCUUCACGUUCCCGCUUGAGAAGGCGAGGGAUAUCCUGGAAGGGUACCCGGCGGCGAUGGACCCGUCCAACAGCAACUUCCUCAACAUGAUGACGGCCGACGACGAGACGCACCGCAACAUCAUCUUUUAUCCCUGCCGAGAUAGGACGCUGCUCAACGUCGUGGCGAGGAUCCCCGACGCCAUGCUCUCGGUGGAGAGCAUCGCGUCCUGGAACGCCGAGGGGAGUGCGGAGGAGAUGUUGGAUCACUUUUUCGACUUUGCGCCGUGGAUGCUGGAGAUUAUGAAAAACGCCCAGAAUAUCCACCUCUACAAAGUCAAAGACGCAGACCCGCUCCCAACCUACACCCGCGGCCGCGCCGUCCUCGUCGGCGACGCGGCACACCCGAUGACGCCGUUCCAAGGCCAGGGCGCGACGCAGGCCAUCGAGGACGCGGAGGGUCUGCGGCUGCUCCUCCACGAGGGUGUCAGCGCCGACAAUCCGGAGAACAUCACGUCGGCGCUGCGGACGUGGGACUCGGUGCGCAGGCCGCGGGCGUCUCAGGUGCAGCAGAACUCGAGGUAUGUGACGGAUAUGUCGGCGCAGGCGCAGCUGGAUCGGAUGAGGUUGAAUUGGACGUAUAACGGGAUCCACGCUGCGUUGAGAAAUCGGUAG
Messenger RNA from Colletotrichum acutatum, 1254 nucleotides. RefSeq lists its product as uncharacterized. Lineage: Eukaryota; Fungi; Ascomycota; Sordariomycetes; Glomerellales; Glomerellaceae. Gene Ontology annotation, molecular function: FAD binding; monooxygenase activity. The coding region runs from base 1 to 1254 and encodes 417 amino acids. The transcript is spliced from 3 exons. The record is from RefSeq and is a predicted model, not a curated record.